Messenger RNA from Gymnogyps californianus (California condor), 5861 nucleotides. RefSeq names its product multiple EGF like domains 6 (gene MEGF6). The record is from RefSeq and is a predicted model, not a curated record. Gene Ontology annotation, molecular function: calcium ion binding; protein binding. NCBI's taxonomy places the organism in Eukaryota, Metazoa, Chordata, Aves, Accipitriformes, Cathartidae.
GGAACUUCAGCCCCACAUGCCAAACGUCUGCGCGGAGCAGGAGCUGGCGAUCGUGGGGCAUCGGCAGCCGUGUGUCCAGGCCUUCACCCGCACCCUCAAAGUGUGGAAGCAGGACUGCGGAGGACGGCGGUGGUGCACGGGCUACGAGCGGAGGACUGCCUAUUACACGGGCUACCGACAGGCGUACCAGGCGAAAUACCGGACGGCAUACAGGUGCUGCCCGGGAUGGUCCCGGCUCGGAGGGGAUGCCGGCUGUCUCUACCCUGCCUGCAGUUACGGGGUUUGUUUCAACGGUGGAAAUUGCAGAGAGGGAUCUUCGCAGCUCUGUCUGUGCUCCCCUGGUUUCCAAGGACCUCGCUGUCAGUACGAUGUUGAUGAGUGCCAGGUCCACAAUGGGGGCUGCCAGCACAGAUGUGUCAACACCCUUGGAUCUUAUUAUUGUGAAUGCAAGCCAGGCUUUCGCCUGCACACAGAUGGCAGGACCUGCAUUGCUGUGAACACGUGUGCCCUCAACAACGGCGGCUGUGAACACGACUGCGUGCAGGUGACGCCGGCGCAGCACCGGUGCCAGUGCCGGCACAAUUACCAGCUGCGGGAAGACGGCAAACGCUGCGUCUUGAGGAACCCCUGCACCGACAGGAACGGGGGCUGCAUGCACCGGUGCCACAACCACCGUGGAACAGCCCGCUGCGAGUGCCACCCCGGCUACCGGCUGGCGCCUGACAACAAGGCCUGUGAAGACGUGAAUGAAUGUCUGAGUGGCCUAGCCAUGUGUGCACACCAGUGUCUCAACACUCGCGGCUCCUUUAAGUGUACCUGUAACCCGGGCUAUGAGCUGGGGGCAGACGGCAAGCAAUGCUAUCGGAUAGAAAUGGAGAUAGUGAACAGCUGCGAAGCCGACAACGGUGGCUGUUCCCAUUCAUGCCACCACACCAGCUCUGGCCCAGUCUGUACCUGUAACUUCGGCUAUCGGCUUGAAGAGGACCAGAAGACGUGCACUGAUGUCGAUGAAUGCGACAACGGUUCUCACUGUUGUCAGCAAGACUGUUACAAUUAUCCUGGAGGCUACGAGUGUGCCUGCUAUGCUGGAUACAGGCUCAGCACAGAUGGCUGUGGGUGUGACGAUGUGGAUGAGUGCUCCUCAAAUAACGGUGGAUGUGAACACGCAUGCCAGAACCAGCUAGGGUCUUUCCAGUGUGGCUGCGAGACUGGAUACAAACUGGAUGACGACCGCAGGAGCUGCAUCUCUAUAGAGGAACCCGUGGAAGCUCUGGAUGGUCGGCGCCCCGUUAUCCGCCCAAUCCCUCACGUUGCAAUCCUGCGAGAUGAAUUUACCCAGCUCUUUAAUGACGACUAUGAAGAAGAGGAGGAAGAGAUGGAAGCAAGAGGAGAGCACACACUUUCGGAAAAAUUUGUCUGCCUGGAGCGCACCUUCGGCCCCGACUGCAGCCUGACCUGUGAGGACUGCCAAAACGGAGCCACGUGCAACGCGGAGGAGACCGGCUGCGACUGUCCGGCUGGCUGGACCGGCGUCCUCUGUAACCAGACCUGCCCGGCUGGCACCUUCGGGAGGAACUGCAGCCUGGCCUGCCGCUGCCAGAACGGCGGCACCUGCGAGCCCGCCACGGGCGCCUGCCGCUGCCCGCCCGGGGUGGCCGGCGAGCUCUGCCAAGACGGGUGCCCUAAAGGAUUUUUUGGGAAACAAUGCAGGAAAAAGUGCAACUGUGCCAACCGGGGUCGUUGCCAUCGGAUUUACGGAGCCUGCCUGUGCGAUCCUGGCUUAUACGGACGGUACUGCCAUUUAGUUUGCCCAAAGUGGGCGUUUGGCCCCGGGUGCUCCGAAGAGUGCCGCUGCGUGCAGCAGAACACGCAGGACUGCGACAAGAGGGACGGCUCCUGCCGAUGCAAACCCGGCUACCGCGGCAAGCGCUGCGAGACGAACUGUGACCCUGGCUAUUACGGGGAUGGCUGCAAGACGAAAUGUAGCUGCCCUCCAGAAGUGUCUUGUGACCACGUCACCGGAGAGUGCUGGAAAGAGUGUCCCGGAGGCUACCGUGGGCAGAACUGCGACCAAGAGUGUCCGGAGGGGAAGUUCGGGGCGGGCUCGCAGUCCUGCUCCUGCCGGGGAGCGCCCUGCGACCGGACCACGGGGCAGUGCCUCUGCCUGCCAGGCUGGACGGGACACGACUGCGGCCAAGCUUGCCCUGACGGUCGCUGGGGUCAGGGCUGCCAGGAGAUAUGUCCUGAGUGUGCGAACAACGCCAGCUGCGAUCCCGCCACCGGAGCCUGCCUGUGUCCGCCCGGCUAUACCGGCCACCGCUGCCAGGACGUGUGUCCGCCUGGCUGGUUUGGCCCGGACUGCCAGCUGAGCUGCAGCUGCGGGAACGACGGACACUGCCACCCUGGGACGGGGACGUGCAGCUGCGCACCUGGCUGGACGGACAACUGUCAGAGAGCCUGCGAUGCAGGUCGCUGGGGCCCCGACUGUGCUCACACCUGCAACUGCAGCAACAGCGACGGGAGCUGCAGCGCGGAGACGGGGCAGUGCAUCUGCGACGCUGGCUACGUGGGCGGCCGCUGCGAAAAGAAGUGCCCGGAAGGAUGGUUUGGGCUGAGCUGUCGGCACCGGUGUCAGUGUGACAACGGGGCUGCCUGUGACCACGUCAGCGGGGCCUGUACUUGCAGCCCGGGCUGGCGAGGAACCUUCUGUGAGCACGCCUGUCCUGAUGGAUUUUACGGACUGGAGUGCCAGCAAGCCUGCGACUGCCUGAACGGCGCCCGCUGUGACCAUGCAACGGGCGAGUGCCGCUGCGGCCCCGGCUGGGACGGCCCCCGCUGCGGCCAGCCGUGCCAGGAGAACAGGUACGGUGAGAACUGCAGCCAGACAUGCAACUGUUUCAAUAACGCUACCUGCAACCACGUCAGCGGCCGAUGUCUCUGUGCAGCCGGGUGGACGGGACCCACGUGCCAGCAAGCGUGCCCGGUGGGUUUCUACGGGAGGAGCUGCCGCCAGCGCUGCCUCUGCCAAAACGGUGGCACGUGUGACCCCGCCACAGGGCUCUGUGCUUGCCCCGAGGGCUGGACGGGGCUGGCCUGUGAGCUGGAGUGCGCGCAGGGACAGCACGGGGCAGACUGCCGGCAGCGCUGCGAGUGCCGUCACGGGGGGCUCUGCCACCGCCAGAAGGGCCACUGCGUCUGCCAGCCUGGGUGGACGGGCGAGAAGUGCGAGAGCCCCUGCCUGCCGGGUUCGUUCGGGAAGAACUGUGCCGGCCGCUGCGCCUGUCCCCUGGGAGUGCCGUGCGAUCACAUCACCGGCCAGUGCGGCUGCCCGCCGGGCUUUACCGGCUCUGGAUGUGAAAAAUCCUGCCUGCCAGGGACCUUCGGUGAGGGCUGCGCUCAGAUCUGCCAGUGUGCCGGAGCCACCCAGGAGUGCCACCCGGUCACCGGGGCGUGCGUCUGUGCCCCCGGCUUCCACGGUCCCACCUGCCAGCUGGAGUGCUCCCCUGGGUGGUACGGCCAGAACUGCGAAAGGCCAUGCAAGUGCAAGAACGGGGGCCUGUGUGACAUUACCACAGGGAUGUGCCACUGCCCGGCUGGCUACAUCGGCGCUGACUGCAGCAUCGGGUGUCCUGCUGGUCGCUACGGCAAGGACUGUGCACGGGUGUGCUCCUGCGGGGAAGGCGCUACCUGUCACCCCGUCACCGGAGACUGUGUUUGCCCGCCAGGAAGAGCUGGUCCCGCCUGCGAGCAAGGCUGUGAGAAGCACCGGUACGGGGUGGGCUGCCAGCAGACCUGCUCCUGCCGCAAUGGGGGGCUGUGUGACGCAGCUGACGGCUCCUGUUUGUGUGCGCUCGGGUGGACGGGGAAAUCCUGCGAAUUAGAAUGCCCGCCGGGAAGGUACGGUGCCGACUGCCAGCUCCGCUGUGCCUGCCUGCACAACGCCACCUGCGACCCGGGGACGGGAGCCUGCCGCUGCUCCGCGGGCCGCUACGGGCCCCUGUGCGAACACAGUUGUCCCCCGGGUUUCCAUGGAGCUGGCUGCCGGGAGCGCUGCGACUGCGAGCACGGAGCGGGCUGUGACCCAGCCACCGGUCGCUGUCAGUGUCCCGCUGGGCUCCGCGGCGAGCGCUGUCAGACAGGCUGCAAGGAAGGAACGUACGGCGAGGGAUGCCAGCAGCUCUGCGACUGCGUCGGCGACGCGCCCUGCGACCCAGCCACGGGGCGCUGCCUGUGUCCCCCGGGGAAAACUGGCCCCAAGUGCGGUUCAGACUGCCGGCCGACCGAGUACGGCCCGGACUGCAGCCUGGCCUGCCAGUGUGCGCCCAGCAGCUCCUACUGUAACGCUCAGAACGGCCAGUGCCUCUGUCUGAACGGGUACAUGGGACCGACGUGUCGGGAAGGUGGCGCGCCUCGUCUGCCGUCGGCCGAGCACCCCUCCUUGGUCCCAGCAGCGCAGCCCCCGGCGCCCACCGGGUCACCUCCGCCCCAGGGGGGGGCCCGGCCGGUCGAGCACUAGGUCCUGCAGCUGCCGGGAGCGCUCCCUCGGUGUGACCAAGCAGCCACCUGAAGAAGCCAACGACCUCUUUAUCGACCUUGUUUACAAGCCACACGAGCGGUUACCAUUUCCUGACAGCCUCAGCUGCUGCUUUUGGAGUUGUCUGAGCGAGGCUGAAGCGCCGACUGCAACCAGGUCACCACGACGGCGCGGGCUGCCCUCCAGGCACGCCACGAGGGCAAGCACGCCGACGCCGGCGCACACCCUCGGCCAGACACCAGAAGGAACAGUUCAGAAGCGAUCGCUUCUGGUCAGCGGACUUUGAUAGCUCGUGGCAAAUUGCUGGCCUUCAUCUUUUGGGUGCUGGGCUUGGGGAGGGGGCUGAAAUUAUGCUCCAAAAUAGGUAUUUAUGCAACAAUAUUUAUGGGAAGCUGUACAACAGUGUUGUCAGAACUGACGGCUGAACGUGCCCGGCUCUCCCGAGAUCAUGCCUCCUGUAGAAGCACCACCUCACUUGAGGUUUUUUUUUUUUUAAUUUGAAUUUGCAAUGGUCUUGUACUGUAAAUUAUCAUUUGGCCUGGGGGCAAGGCGCUGGGCUCUAGCGCUGACCACACCGCCUCUGCAGAGCCGGUGCCUACAGCCCGAGCCUCUCUGUCAGCACGAGCCAAGUGCCCCGGUUUGCAUUCCCAGCGACAGGCGAUGCUUUCCUCGCUGACAGCGCAGUCUGCUCUUGCCAAGCUUUGCAGGGGGUCGGGAGCCUGGUUUUCAUACCAGGAGUAUGUCAGCCCGCUUGAGCUGCCCAUGUCGUUUGCUCCACCGAAAAGUAAGCCUAAAUUCAGUGUAAUAAUCAAAGACACUGCAUGAAGAGACACGAAGCUCUUGCGUGGUCCGGUAAAUGCAAAUCCCUAUUUAAGUGUUCUUGCCCCGACCCUGGACCCUGCGUUGUUUUUCCGUUGCAGUUGAACCCAGGAGCUGGGAAGGGGAUGGAGGCAGGAGGAACGGCCAGGAGGCUGCACAGCUGCAGCCGGCUCCUGGCUCGGCAGCGCGUGCGGAGUGACGGCAAAGCCUCGGCUGCCACCUGCAGCGGCGGGGAACGCCGUCGCCCCAGCGAGGGCCCAGGGCUCCCGGGCCAACAGCCAGCCCCAGCCAGGCCCCGUCAUCUGUUUGCACAAAGCUCUUGGGGAAAUAGAGCCCGAGAGCUGACGAUGUCAAAAGCAAGCAGGCUCUGCGAAGGAGCUGGGACGUUCCCGUCCCGGCACAUCUGCCUCUGCUGCUGCUGCAGUACAGCCCUGCCCAGGCGCUUGGCCUUUAAAUUAUUCCCAGGGGGGCCAACUGAAAAUAAUAAAAGAGUUGUUUCUUUUCCUGA